AUUCGAUGAAACGCUGCCGGAAAGUAGUUCGCUGUCAUGGAAGCUGCGUUGGUUGAACAGAUAUCCGUCUUUUGUUGAUAAUUGUACAGUUUUAUCCCAAUUAAACCAAUCGCACGCUUUACCUAUAUGUAAAACACAGCACGCCAUGGCCGAAAAGUUUGAUAAUCUCGAAGAACACCUCGAGAAAUUCGUCGAAAACAUACGACAGCUUGGGAUUAUUGUCAGCGAUUUCCAGCCCAGCAGUCAAACCGGACUCAAUCAGAAACUGAACUUCAUGAUCACAGGACUUCAGGACAUUGAGAAAUGCCGACAGCAGCUUCAUGAUAUCAACGUGCCGCUGGAAGUGUUCGAGUAUAUUGAUCAGGGUCGUAACCCUCAACUGUACACGAAGGAGUGCUUAGAAAGGGCUUUGGCUAAAAAUGAGCAGGUCAAAGGAAAGAUUGAUACACUGACUAAAUUUAAAAGCCUCCUCAUUUCUGAGCUGGGGAAGGUUUUUCCUGAAGAGAUGGCUAAAUAUAAGGCCAUUCACGGGGACGACCCUCCUUCAUAAGUCACCAGUGCCACAACACUUCAGACGCAAGAUGUACAUAUGUUGAUAUUAGUAUAACACGUUUUUUAAGGUUGAAUCCAUCAGUGAAAUAUGCAAAUUUUUACGGCUUUUUCAUCUUUGUAUUUGCCUUUGUAAUUCAUACGAUUACAGUUUAGAAACUGAGGGACAUUUUGGGGGUGGGAUGCGUCCCUGAAACGGUGCAAAGCGUUUCUUUUCCCUCAUGCAUUGUAAUUUUCACAGCAUUAUUUUUAGUUGAAUAAAUGAUUAUUUUGUGUAAUGACGAA
Molecule: messenger RNA, 834 nt
Organism: Puntigrus tetrazona (Sumatra barb)
Lineage: Eukaryota; Metazoa; Chordata; Actinopteri; Cypriniformes; Cyprinidae
Gene: med10
Product: mediator complex subunit 10
Exons: 4
Coding region: 146-550 (134 amino acids)
Biological process (GO): positive regulation of transcription by RNA polymerase II
Cellular component (GO): chromatin; mediator complex
Molecular function (GO): transcription coregulator activity
Source: RefSeq, a predicted model, not a curated record